GGCAGGAAGGCAACCCACGUAACGCGGUUUGCCUGCAAGUGCGGCCGCAGUAACUCCUCCCGGCCAGCAGAGGGCGCUAGCCGACACUUGGCCUCCGGCCGCCCGGGGCGGGCCUCUUCUUGCCGUCCCCCCUUCCUCGUCUUUUCCCCUCAGGAGAAGUCGGGAAGGCGGCGGCGGCGGUUGUCCCACGACCGUCGGGCCGGUUCGCGUGGCCCGUCAGCCCGCGCUCCGCAGCGUGUCCGCGUCGCGCUCAGCCCGGUCGAGUCGAGCCGCAGCGGCCCGGGUCCGGCGCGGGCAGGGCGCGCUGACGGAGGGCGGCGGCCGCGGCCAGGGCGGCCGGUGGGACCGCGGGGUCCCCGGCGCAGCGCCGCCCGGCUCCCGGCCCUGCCGGCCUCCUCGCUCGGCGCCGCGGCCAUGGCGGCCAGCGCGAAGCGGAAGCAGGAGGAGAAGCACCUGAAGAUGCUGCGGGACAUGACCGGCCUCCCGCACAACCGAAAGUGCUUCGACUGCGACCAGCGCGGCCCCACCUACGUGAACAUGACGGUCGGCUCCUUCGUCUGUACCUCCUGCUCCGGCAGUCUGCGAGGGUUAAAUCCACCACACAGGGUGAAAUCCAUCUCCAUGACAACAUUCACACAACAGGAAAUUGAAUUCCUUCAAAAACAUGGAAAUGAAGUCUGUAAACAGAUUUGGCUAGGAUUAUUUGAUGAUAGAUCUUCAGCAAUUCCAGACUUCAGGGAUCCACAAAAAGUGAAAGAGUUCCUACAAGAAAAAUAUGAAAAGAAAAGAUGGUAUGUCCCACCAGAACAAGCCAAAGUGGUGGCGUCAGUCCAUGCAUCUAUUUCAGGGUCCUCUGCCAGUAGUACGAGCAGCACGCCUGAGGUCAAACCACUGAAAUCUCUUUUAGGAGAUUCAGCACCAGCACUGCACUUAAAUAAGGGCACACCUAGUCAGUCCCCUGUUGUAGGUCGCUCCCAAGGGCAGCAGCAGGAAAAGAAGCAGUUUGACCUUUUAAGUGAUCUUGGCUCAGACAUCUUUGCUGCUCCAGCACCUCAGUCAACAGCUACAGCCAAUUUUGCUAACUUUGCACAUUUCAACAGUCACGCAGCUCAGAAUUCUGCAAAUGCAGAUUUUGCAAACUUUGAUGCAUUUGGACAGUCUAGUGGUUCCAGUAAUUUUGGAGGUUUCCCCACAGCAAGUCACUCUUCUUUUCAGCCCCAAACUACAGCAUUUAGAAUGCUUUCAUCUAGCUGCAGUUUUGGUGAAUUUACUUCAGCUUUUCCUCUCCAGGCUUCCAACAGUGGAAGUGCUGGAUCAGUAAAUGCUAAUUUUGCUCAUUUUGAUAACUUCCCCAAAUCCUCCAGUGCUGAUUUUGGAACCUUCAGUACUUCCCAGAGUCAUCAAACAGCUUCAGCUGUUAGUAAAGUUUCAGCGAACAAAGCUGGUCUACAGACUACAGACAAAUAUGCGGCACUUGCUAAUUUAGACAAUAUCUUCAGUGCUGGGCAAGGUGGUGAUCAGGGUAGUGGGUUUGGGACCACAGGUAAAGCUCCUGUUGGUUCUGUGGUUUCAGUUCCCAGUCAGUCAAGUGCGUCUUCAGACAAGUAUGCGGCCCUGGCAGAACUGGACAGUGUUUUCAGCUCUGCUGCCACCUCCAGUAACGCCUACACUUCCACAAGCAAUGCUAGCAGUAAUGUUUUUGGAACAGUGCCAGUGGGUGCUUCUGCACAGACACAGCCUGCAUCUUCAAGUGUGCCUGCUCCAUUUGGAGCUACACCUUCCACAAAUCCAUUUGUUGCUGCUGCUGGUCCUUCUGUGGCAUCUUCUACAAAUCCAUUUCAGACCAAUGCCAGAGGAGCGACAGGCCUUUCUGGAGCAAUGCAUUCUCAAGUGUUUCCUCACGCUCAUUUUGCGGCAACCUUUGGCACCGCAUCCAUGAGCAUGCCUGCUGGCUUCGGGACUCCCGCUCCCUAUAGUCUUCCCACCAGCUUUAGCGGCAGCUUCCAGCAGCCAGCCUUCCCAGCCCAAGCAGCUUUUCCUCAACAGACAGCUUUUUCUCAACAGCCCAAUGGUGCAGGUUUUGCAGCAUUUGGACAAACAAAGCCAGUGGUAACCCCUUUUGGUCAAGUUGCAGCUGCUGGAGUGUCUAGUAAUCCUUUUAUGACUGGUGCACCAACAGGACAAUUUCCAACAGGAAGCUCAUCAACCAAUCCUUUCUUAUAGCCUUAUAUAGACACUUCACUGGAACGAACUUUUACAUGGUCACAUUACAUCUCUCCGCCUCUUGCACUGUUGUCUUGUUUCACUGAUCUUAGCUUUAAACACAAGAGAAGUCUUUAAAAAGCCUGCAUUGUGUAUUAAACACCAGGUAAUAUGUGCAAAACAGAGGGCUCCAGUAACAACUUUUAACCUGUGAAUUGGCAAAAAAAAAAAAGUAGCGGUAUCAUGUAUAUUAAAAAUUGGCUAAUAUUAAGUUAUUGCAGAUACCACAUUCAUUAUGCUGCAGUACUGUACAUAUUUUUCUUAGAAAUUAGCUAUUUGUGCAUAUCAGUAUUUGUAACUUUAACACAUUGUUAUGUGAGAAAUGUUACUGGGGAAAUAGAUCAGCCACUUUUAAGGUGCUGUCUUAUAUCUGGGAAUGAAUGACCUAAAAUCACUUUAACCAUUGCUACUGGAAAGUUACAAAGUCAAAAUUGGAAGGUUUUAGUCAUUCUUGAAUUUUUCCUUUCUGAAGAGCUCUUCUGUUUAUACAUGCCUAAAUUCUUUAAAAAAUGUAGAGGGAUACCUGUCUGCAUAAUAAAGCUGAUCAUGUUUUGCAACAGUUUGCAGGUGAAAAAAAAUAAAUACUAGAAAAUA
Molecule: messenger RNA, 2856 nt
Organism: Cervus elaphus (red deer)
Lineage: Eukaryota; Metazoa; Chordata; Mammalia; Artiodactyla; Cervidae
Gene: AGFG1
Product: ArfGAP with FG repeats 1
Exons: 15
Coding region: 415-2223 (602 amino acids)
Cellular component (GO): cytoplasmic vesicle
Molecular function (GO): GTPase activator activity
Source: RefSeq, a predicted model, not a curated record